Molecule: messenger RNA, 640 nt
Organism: Phoenix dactylifera (date palm)
Lineage: Eukaryota; Viridiplantae; Streptophyta; Magnoliopsida; Arecales; Arecaceae
Source: RefSeq, a predicted model, not a curated record
UGGAAAAAUUGUGUAGGUUGAUAUGGCGCGAGGGCGUGGUCGGGGGCGUGCCAGGAGGCCGACCCGAUUUGCAGAUGGCUCCACGGCUUGGGCACCCUCUGGACAGCAGGAAGAUACCUCAUCCACGCCGACUCGGAGUGUGCCACAGCAGGAGCACACUAUGGACCCUACUGGUAGUACUCCAGAGAUGGGAGCUCCGGAGAUUGGGACAUCCGAAGGACCAAGUAUUCAGCUUGAGGAGACGAUAAGUGCUUCACAGUUGAUGCAAAUGAUGGUGCAACAGCAAGCUGCUGCCAGGGAAGAUAUGAUGAGGAUGGUAGAGGUGCAGCAACAGUUCUUGCAGCAACAGUUGCAGCAGCAGCAAGCUAUGUAUCAACAACAGCAACAACAACAGUUCCAAGGCACUACAGCUCAGCCGGAGCACCGAGUCAGUCUAUUGGAUUUUCAGAGAUAUGCACCCCCAGCAUUUAAAGGUACGGCUGACCCGAUGGAGGCUGUGAGCUGGCUGAAACAGAUGGAGAAAGUCUUUCAAGCUCUGAGGUGCCCUGAUGAGGAGAAAGUUCUUUUUGCCACAUUUAUGUUACAGGGUGAGGCAGCUGACUGGUGGGAGAUGGAGAAAAGGGAAGCUUGGUCCGGAUGA